AUGACAGUGGGCAAACCUCUCCUGGGCGCUGAAAUGACUCCUAUGUUGUUCUUUUUGCUCCUGCUGAUGAGUAACGCCGGGUCAGUCUCAGCGCAGUUUAACGGAUACAACUGUGAUGCAAACCACCACAGCAGGUUUCCUGGUGAGAGUAAGACACGGAAAACAGCGUCUAAUGACAGUCUGUACACUUGACUAUACAGUAACAGAUGAAGGGUACUUUAAGAGUGGAUAUAUGAAAGAAUGAGUACACAUACACAAAGUACAAGUAUAUAAGUGAAACUGACACUGUGUCAAUGAGUUUUAUGUGCUUUAAACUUCAUUUAAUCAACAUAAAAACAAAUUAACUAUUAAAGUAAAAUCUACUGUAUAUUGUUUUAUGCAACCAAGCCUUUAUUUACUGUUUUUUACCAGUUAUAAAGUAAAGCAGGAUAUUAUUUUCAAAGUCAUUAACAAGAACAGCACAUCUUCUACUUUAUGUCUGCAUAUGACUUUAUUAGGAGGUGUUUUUAGCAUCUAUAACUAUGAUGCUUGAUACAAAAUCAGGCUUAUGAUCAAGGAAAAUGCCACUUAAGUGCGGUAUUUUUUUAUAACAAGAAAUAAGUGAUUUAAUUAUUAUUUUUUUAAACCUUUUCUGCUAGCAUAUUGACUCAAUUUCAACUUCUUAAAGUAAUUAACAUAAAAAAGGGGAUAAAAGGUAAGUAUGCAGCUGGGAACUGGACACUGUUGGAGGCACUAUUUUCAUGUUUUUGUGUUUUUUAAGGAUAUUUGAUCAACUGAACAUUAAAGGGAGUUAAUAUGUAAAACAUACACAGUUCUAGACUGAUUCUAGAUUUGAUUGCUUUUUACACUUAAAAGCAGAAAUUUUACUUUUUCAACCAUUAUGAUUUUAAAGAAAAGAAACCUGAGUUAAAAUUACACUUUUGAACAGCAGAUUAUCUGCACUUACCUGCUUUAAGACAGUUUUUAACACUCACAGAAAUAGAUUGAUUUAAUAUGAAACUUCAUCCCUCACCUAUGUCAAUUUAAAGAUAAAGACAUAGAAGUGCUCAUCGUCAGACAUCUCUCUUUUAACGCCUGGCAGACUUGCGAUUGAAGUUCUAUGUCUCUCACUUUUGCAGCCGAGCUUGUGAUGAAGCUACCUUGAAUUUAAAGUCUUACUGCUGUAUUUCAAUCACAGAGAGUUUUUUUUUUUCCUUCUCGGAAACUGGAUUUCAUUGCGCUACAAAUCUGCAGGGUUUCAGUCCUGCCAUCAAAUCAGGAACUAUUUGACCCUGUGAUGUCUGCAAAUGCUGGGAAGAUAAAGGGGCAGCUGUGCUCUGGGUCACAAAAACCUGGAGUCUGUGAAACAUGCAAACUUUGGCCUAUAAUAUUCUUUCCUGGAUGUCAGUUGCAUUUGUUUGUUUCAGUUUAAUUUUGGCUUACUUUUGUCUUUAUGGCAUUUCACCUAUAAGUCUGGUCCUGCUGAAGGUUUCUACCUGCUUAUAAAAAGUCCUUCCCCACCACAGCUGUAACUUUUUGUAAAGCCUUCUCUGUUUCUUCCUGCUUCUCCAGGUGAGCGAGACAUCAAUGUGUACUGUGGGGUUCAAACCAUCACUUUAAAGAUAAAUUUCUGCCCCGUGCUCUUCUCCGGCUACACGGACGCAGAUUUGGCCCUCAACGGUCACCACGGUGACUCCCAAUGCCGGGGCUUCAUCAACAACAACACCUUCCCCACGGCGGUCCUGUUCAGCAUCAGUCUAAGCACUCUGGAGGCCUGCGGGAACAGCCUGGUGGUGAGGAAUACACAAAUCAGCAGACAGGGUUUUGAUCAAAUCAAUGAGCCGCCUCAUCAUGCUGCUUAUUAACUCAUGUGAGAGCAAGGUGACACGGCUGAGAUGUUUCCCUCUGCAGGUCAGCACAGCUUACGGUGCCAACGCCUACGGGAACAUGUCUCUGGUACAAAUUGGGAAUGUCUCCGGCUAUAUCGACACGCCUGACCCUCCGACUAUAAUCAGCUACCUGCCCGGUUUGUUGUAUAAAUUCAGCUGCAGCUACCCACUGGAAUACCUGGUCAAUAACUCACAGUUGGCAUCGUAAGUUGCAGCUGAAAUGAAAAGCCUUAAGAAACCUUACACAGUUUGACUUCAGAGGAGGACUUUUAAAUUCAAUUAGGAGCUAAUUAAAAUUUGUUUAUUGUUCUGCUAAACCACACUGACAAUUAAACGCCUGCUUUAAAAAACGAGUGAGUCUGUGCUCAGAUAUAUUCUUCGAGCCAUUUGUUUUAAAUUAUACAUAAUUGAAUGCAAAUUUAUAUGCAAACACUCCCCUGGACUAACCGUCUAAAUGCAUAAAAUAAAUCUCCAUUAGCUGUAUCAUUAUACUAUAUGAAAUCUUAAUAUGCAUUCAGGAAACAUCUGCAAAGGGAAAACAGGAGUUCAAAUCUAUGUGUUGAUUUUUUUAAAUACUUCUCUUACAGCUCCUCUGCUGCUGUGUCUGUCAAGGACAGCAACGGUACAUUUGUAAGCACGUUGAGCAUGAUCCUGUACAACGUGAGUAUACGGCUGUGUUCAACUUUUGACCUGCACUUUUUGAUGCAAUGCAAGGAACUGAAGCACUUUCAAGUCACAAAAGUCUACCACUAAAAAUAGUCUCAAACAAAUGUAACUUCAAUGCGUAUUGGAGUAAAUUCGUGCAAAAACUACGUAGCGUUUUAGGGGUGUAGGUUUGUUCCAAAAUAUAUAUGGCUUGAUGCUUUAAAGGCUCCUGUAGUGUUGUUGCAGUUUUGGAAAAUACUUCCUUUUGUUUGCACUUUCACCUUUUUGUGCACAGGAUUCAACCUACAAUCAACCUCUCUCUAUCCCAAUGGCCGGGCUGGCGUUGAAAACCAGAGUGUUUGCAGCCGUCAAAGCCACAAACUUGGACAAACGGUACCAGAUCAAGUCUUUCUUUUCAACUCUGUGCAUUCAUUCUCAGAUGUUAUAAAUCUUUUGCUUACAGAGCCGAGCCUUUCCCACUUUCUUUUUCGAUUUUUAGUCUUUUUUGCUGACAUUCAUUAAGCCAUUAUAUUAUUACUCUACAUGAAGGCGCCAGACAGCGUCAGAGAAAGGCCUGAUCCCUGCUUUCCCAUGUGUGGUUAGAUCUCUAUCCUCCAUCCCGCCUUACAGUGCUGUCCCUCUGCAGGUGGAACAUCUUGAUGGACUACUGUUAUGCGACCCCCUCAGGGAAUCCUAAUGAUGAACUCCGCUAUGACCUUUUCUUCGGGUAAUCUCACUUUUUUCCUGGAGAAAUGAUGAGUUGAUAAACCACAAAAGACAGUCAUUACCUAUUCAGUCUCCCGCAGCGGCUGAUCCCCCUUUUGAAUGCUACUUUUUCUUCUCAAUGACUGCUUAAGAGCACGUGGAGACAUCAAAUCUGACAUUUCAGCAUGUGGACUUAUAUGUGUGUGUGUUACUUUUGUCACACAGCUGCUACAAAGACCCACAGACUACAGUUUUUGAGAAUGGUAAGAGCCAGAUGGGACGAUUCUCUUUUGAGGUUUUCCGUUUUGUGAAACACAGACAUCAAAAGAUGUCCACGGUGUUUCUGCACUGCGUCACCAAGCUGUGCCGGGCAGAUGAUUGCAUCAUGCUAAUACCUGUAAGUGUAAGAUGACCAGUUUAUGACUCCACAAGUGUGUGCACUCAUAACAACAAUGGCUGAGUCUGAUUCUGUGAUCUGCAGAUUUGUGGGCGACGGCGUAAACGAGACGUAGAGGAGAGCGUUGAAUCUCCUCCAGCAACAUCCGGGAAUGCCGUCAUUACUGCUGGACCGAUCAUCACCAGGAGUGGUAUGAACCAAAAACAGACUGUUUGAGGGAUGAUUUGACUUUUUUGGGAAGUAUACAGUAGUUAUUCACUGUCUUGUCCAUGUAGAUUCUCAUUCACUCAGGUCAUGGUUAUCUCAAAGACUCCGAAAUCAGGCAACUCUACACAGUCCAGUUGCCUGAUUUUAGAGUCUUCGAGAUAUUCACUGUCCUACUCCUCAAGUGAAGUUAUCUCCAGGCUAAGUUAGUUUAGCUUCGCAUAAGUUCUGAAAACAAACAAAAUGUUCUGGACGAAAAUCUUAAAUUUCACAAAUUCAGCAAAUAUAGGGCCAGUAUAAUGUUUAUCGUCACACCUUCAGAAUUGACACAUUCUUUGUUGAUGAUAUCAUCAAUCAAAAGGAAUAUUUUUUGCACUUGGAGUCAGACCCCCCUUUGUAGUCAUAACAACAAGCUAAUGCACCUGGUUGCAUGAACACUAAACUGGUUCAGUCAUAAUUUAUACAUGAGCUUUAUUUUGUUAUUUGAAAUCAUGUAACUUGACUUUAGGUGUCCCACAAAAUACAACCCUUUACCAUCUUGUUUAACUCAUCAAUCUCAACAACCAGCCUAUGUCCCCUUACUGACUAAAUGACUGACUUAAUUACUACCACCUUUGUGUAAUUCUUAAAAAAUACAAAAGUUAAUGGUCUUCAGCCUUCAAGAUCAAGAGUACCACCUGAAGGUUAUAUCUCUGGUGACAAUUUUCAAGUGCUGUAAAAGCCUCUUCUCCAGGACUCCUUAAAGCCGACUCAGAAUGUCCUCUUUGUCUUUAAUUGUCAUUGAGAGUCAUGGUCGGCUUUUAAAUACAUAACAGUAAAACUGUUAGCCCUGUCCAAUGAUUAAUCACACUUCUAAUCUCUUGUGAAAAUAUAGUUUGCCCUUUGUCACCUUGAUCGAAUGUUUAUUACCCCACUGAGCAAUAAACGGCGAUAAGACGUCUAGUUUUUUAUAGACCUAAUUUGCACCAUCUGCAUUCUGUACAUUUUUAGACGUUGCACUUUUAACCAUUAUUCGAUAACUAUUUAUUUCAAAAAGCAACUGUGAGAUUCAUAACUGAUCUCCAAGUACUUAACCAAAAUAAUUAUGAUAGCCGUUGAGCAAUAUACGGUGUAGUAUAGAUAUAGCCCAGAUUUAGAUUAAGUCUAAACUUGGUCUAAAUUUAGACAUCUGAAAAACGUUCAUUUUUAGACAUGUGGUGGCCUGAUUUAAUGAAAAGUCAUCUGGGCAACAUUUAGACGUCUAUUAGACCUCUUUUAGACCAAAAAAUGCUCAGUGGGACUGAGCUUUAUGGGUGCUCUUAAGGGAAUUUUGAUUAUUUUUAACAGGACGUGGCCACUUUUUUCCCUGAUUCAAGUCUUUUCCUAAGCUAACUGUCUCCUAAGCAGGCUAUACUUCCCAGAAAACUAUAAGAACAUUACUGUAAAAUAAAAUCCCACAAAAGUCAAUAAACUCUUCCCUUUUUUUUUUCUCCAGAUGAAACUCCUGUCAACAACUCCCAACUUGGUAAGCUUCCUUACACCAUGUUACAAAAUGUGACACAGUUAAAAAUACCACCCGUGACUAAGUGAGGGGGUAUGGCUAUAAAGACAGCUGAUACUCCUGGAAAUUUGUUGAUUCCACCUUUUACGAGAAAAAGAGACCAAUCUCGGGUCAUGCCUAAGCCUACGUCAAAGAAUAUUUCUGUUUCAAGUUUCUGCUUUUCCUCACCUUUUUGUCCUCCAGCAUCUGGUGCCCCCUCCCACACGGUGAACCCUGUGACCAGUGCGCUGAUCUCAGGCGUGGUCAUCCUGGGUGGGGUCAGUGUUGGCUUCUUCCUGCUAUCGGUCCGCCUCCUGCAGAAGUCUCGCCCUCCUACGACCACGGACUCAGGUGUUUGGAACCCCAGCUUUAAAUAA
Molecule: messenger RNA, 5715 nt
Organism: Xyrichtys novacula (pearly razorfish)
Lineage: Eukaryota; Metazoa; Chordata; Actinopteri; Labriformes; Labridae
Source: the annotation of a GenBank genome assembly